AUGGCAUUUGUUUGUCAUGUUGCCUGCUCUGUUCACGGGGGAAUAUUUAGCUCUCACAGUCCUAAACUGCGUGAGCGUUCCCUAAUGCUGCUGCUGCUGCUCAUGAAAGAUUUUAAAAAUGUACCUCAAGUUCAAGCUACUGUGAGGUUGGUGAAUGGUUUCAACCGAUGUUCUGGGCGAGUGGAGGUUCUCUAUAAUGGUCAAUGGGGAACAGUGUGUGGUGAUUACUGGGAUCUAUCAGACGCUGCAGUGGUGUGUAAAGAAAUGGGAUGUGGGGAUGCUACAGAGGCAAAGGCUAGUGCUUAUUUUGGACAAGGUACCGGAAAAAUAUGGAUGGAUAAUGUAAACUGUGUUGGCACUGAGUCUUCCCUGAUUAACUGUGUAAGUGCUGGGUGGGGAGUAACCGAAUGUGGACAUGGUGGAGAUGCUGGAGUCAUUUGUCAAGACUUAGUUAGGUUGGUGAAUGGCAUGGACUCUUGUUCUGGACGAGUGGAGGUUUUUCAUGAUGGUGAAUGGGGAACAGUGUGUGAUAACGGCUGGGAUCUGUCAGAUGCUGCAGUGGUGUGUAGAGAGGUGGGCUGUGGAAAUGCUCGAGAGGCAAAGAUUGAUGCUUAUUUUGGUGAAGGUGUUGGACAAAUAUGGAUGGAUGCCACACAAUGUACUGGAAGUGAGACAGCACUGGAGAGCUGUAACUCAACAAAAUGGGACAUAGAGAGCUGUACCCAUUCAGAAGAUGCUGGAGUCUUCUGUAACCCACCUGUUAGGUUGGUGAAUGGCAUUAACUCAUGUUCUGGACGUGUGGAGGUUCUUCAUAAUGGUCAGUGGGGAACAGUGUGUAAAGAUUUCUGGGACUCUUCUGAUGCUGCAGUGGUGUGUAAAGAGCUUGGAUGUCCGACCGGUGGUGAAGUGAAAAGCUUUACAUUCUUUGCACCUGGUGUGGGAACGAUAUGGAUGGAUGAUGUUCAAUGUACAGGGACUGAAUUGUCACUAACAGACUGCACAUUUCGUGGAUGGGGAACACACAACUGUGACCAUACGUUUGAUGUUGGAAUCAUCUGUCGAGGUAGGAGAUGA
Molecule: messenger RNA, 1074 nt
Organism: Paramisgurnus dabryanus
Lineage: Eukaryota; Metazoa; Chordata; Actinopteri; Cypriniformes; Cobitidae
Source: RefSeq, a predicted model, not a curated record